CGAUCCGACACCAGUGCCAAGCGCGCAGGCUGAAUGAAGCUCCUCUCGACCUUCGAAACAUCAUCAAUCUGUUCAACUCUUCCAGUACAGAAGCAUCUACGUUGCUCGCCUCCAUCUCUCAGCUAAGCUUCUUCCGCUCGACAACGCUCCGUCGACUCUACCUCAUCUCAUAACAUCACGCAAGUCGCGCAAAGAAACUCAAUACCGUCAAGAUGUCUACCGAUCUCUGCCCCGUCUAUGCGCCCUUCUUCGGUGCCAUGGGCUGUACAUCUGCCAUCGUUUUCACCUGCUUCGGCGCCGCAUAUGGAACUGCAAAGUCCGGUGUCGGUAUCUCUGCCAUGGGUGUUCUUCGACCAGAUUUGAUUGUCAAGAACAUUGUCCCCGUCAUUAUGGCUGGUAUCAUCGGUAUCUACGGUCUCGUCGUCUCGGUGUUGAUCUCCGACAACCUUUCGCAAAAACUGCCCCUCUUUACCAGCUUCAUUCAACUCGGUGCUGGUCUUUCCGUCGGUCUGUCCGGUCUGGCAGCUGGCUUCGCCAUUGGUAUCGUUGGUGAUGCUGGUGUUCGAGGAACUGCUCAACAACCCCGUCUGUUCGUCGGCAUGAUUCUUAUCCUCAUUUUCGCCGAAGUCUUGGGUCUUUACGGACUUAUCGUCGCUUUGUUGAUGAACUCCAAGGCAUCGGUCGAUGUGACAUGUUAA
Messenger RNA from Exophiala viscosa, 698 nucleotides. Its product is annotated as vacuolar ATP synthase 16 kDa proteolipid subunit. The transcript has 4 exons. The record is from RefSeq and is a predicted model, not a curated record. The coding region runs from base 213 to 698 and encodes 161 amino acids. Gene Ontology annotation, molecular function: proton-transporting ATPase activity, rotational mechanism. Gene Ontology annotation, cellular component: proton-transporting V-type ATPase, V0 domain; membrane. Lineage: Eukaryota; Fungi; Ascomycota; Eurotiomycetes; Chaetothyriales; Herpotrichiellaceae. Gene Ontology annotation, biological process: proton transmembrane transport.